Arabidopsis arenosa is the source of this 1548-nucleotide messenger RNA. The record is from the annotation of a GenBank genome assembly. Lineage: Eukaryota; Viridiplantae; Streptophyta; Magnoliopsida; Brassicales; Brassicaceae.
AGAAGCACAAAAUUUCCAAAACUCUUAAGGUACAAGAUGGGAAUUUUGUCGGACGACGUAGUGAUAAUCAAUCAAUCGGAGAAAGAAGGUGACCCGAGUGUAAUAACCAUCAAUUGUCCUGACAAAACUGGUCUAGGUUGUGAUCUCUGUCGUAUCCUCCUCUUCUUCGGCCUCAACAUUGUCAGAGGAGAUGUAUCGACUGAUGGAAAAUGGUGUUACUUGGUCUUCUGGGUGAUUGGGAAACCUAACACAAGAUGGAAUCUGUUGAAGAUGAGACUUGUAGAGGCAAGUCCUUCUUUUUCUUGGGCCUUUGGUAUCUCAAGAUGUUACCUUUCUGAUUCUGAGUCUCAGCCUCCCAAGCUUCCUGAUCUUUUCCUUUUGAAGCUAGCUUGUUCUGACCGCACAGGGCUUCUUUAUGAUGUCACAGAGGUUCUUUACAAGCUUGAGAUUAACAUUGAGAAAGUUAAGAUAUCUACUACCCCUGAUGGAAAAGUAAUGGACUUGUUCUUUGUCACAGACACUAGAGAGCUUUUAGGGACGGUGAAGAGGCGGGAUGAAGUUCAUGAGUACCUGAGAGAUGCUAUAGGAGAUUCAAUGAUCAGCUAUGACAUUGAACUUGUUGGCCCAGAAAUCACAGCUCGCUCGCAGGCUUCCUCAUCAGUUGCAGAAACAUUGUUCUCCUCGGAUGUGUCGGGAGAGCACCCGAGUGGGUUACACACUUCAAGCAAUGUGUCUAUUACAGUUGACAACUCGCUAAGCUCAGCUCACACCGUCAUUCAUAUCACUUGUCUAGAUCACAAAGGCCUUCUCUAUGAUAUUAUGAGAACCUUCAAGGAUUUCAACAUUCAGAUCUCAUAUGGGCGUUUUACCAUUAAGCGAGGAAGGAACUGUGAGAUCGACUUGUUCAUCGUGCAAUCUGAUGGCCGAAAGAUCCUUGACUCGAGCAAGCUAAAUGCAUUGAUUACUCGUUUAAGAGCAGAGCUACAGCAACCUCUGAGAGUGGUAAUGAUGAAUCGAGGUCCAGAUACUGAACUUCUAGUCACAAACCCUGUUGAAUUAUCAGGAAAGGGACGGCCACAAGUCUUCCACGACAUAGCACUUGCCCUCAAGAAGAUCAAUACCUGCAUCUUCUCGGCUGAAAUUGGAAGACACGUGACUGGAGACAGGGAAUGGGAGGUGUACAAAGUGUUGAUCAACGAAGAAGACAGCUUACCGAUCCCGAAAAGCAAGAUAGAGGAACAAGUGUGGAAUACUUUGAUGGGUUGGGAGUGAAAAUCUUCAGACUGUAGGACCAUCAGCUAACCUCAGACUCAUCGAAAGAGUAUGGCUAUAAGAUUGUCACUUUAUGAUGCCUGAUGCAAUGAGUGUAUGUAGAUUAAUAUGAUAUGAGGAGAUUUAUCUGAUAAGCCACAGUGUGUGUAUAUAUAUGGUUUUGAGUCUUUUUAAUGUUGAUGAGAAAUUGUAAGUAGACGAAGAAGAAUGUUGAAUUUUGUUAAUGAGAGUGUUGUUUCAUAGAAAGGAAGAAGCUAAUGAAGAGAGUGGCUAUUU